UAUGGCUUUCAUGAUUUCAAUCAACUACAUACAAAUUACAAAAAUGUAUUGUAGAACUGUUGUCUUAAUUAUGAAUUGAGAUAAUAGGAAAUCUUGGUGAUUUUCCUAUCAUUUUCCAUAUAAACUUAGAAACAAAAAGACACACGUAGAUUUUGGAGCUAAAAUUUCGAGGUAAAAUUAGGUAAUAAUGAAAGGAGAAAUUCAGAUCUAUUUUUAUUGUGAUGAUUUAGUCAACAGCAUAAUGAAUAUGUCUUGUAAUACAAAUGAAUAAAUACAGUUUCUCUAGAAUGACAUAGCUUUUCACAAUCCAGUUAUAUAGAUAGCAUAAUGGAUAAAUUUUGGCUGACUACGACUAAUUGAACUUCGCAGGUCAACUUUCCUAACGUGGAGUGCAUGGAUGUUAAGCGAUUGGAUUGUACAGUAAAGCUAAUUGAAUUUGAUUCAAUUCAGUCACUGCAAAAUCUUGAAUAUCCUCGCGUGCUCGACUGUAAAGCACUUCAAGUAUUGUUUGACUUUGAGGGUAUGAAGGUCACUAAUGACGAUGCAGAAAUUAAUAUGCUUGGUCGAUUAGAAACAUUGUUGCUGACCGAUCUACCACAAUUGGUGAACAUUACAAGGAUGGUUCCAGAAGGAAUUCGCGUCUUCCAAAAUUUAACAAAUCUUGAUGUUACUGGUUGUGAGAGCUUAAGAUACUUAUUUUCACCUUCUAUAAUCAGAUCAGCCAAAUCUACAUUCAAUAAGCGGAUUUGGAUUUUCAAAGAUGUAAAAGAAGAAAAACGACAUCGUCAACGUACCAAUAGUGUAAGAGAAGAGAUGAUUUUGGAUAGUAGAAGAAAUGAAGAAGAAUAA
Molecule: messenger RNA, 849 nt
Organism: Olea europaea var. sylvestris
Lineage: Eukaryota; Viridiplantae; Streptophyta; Magnoliopsida; Lamiales; Oleaceae
Exons: 3
Coding region: 394-849 (151 amino acids)
Source: RefSeq, a predicted model, not a curated record